This is a messenger RNA of Gamsiella multidivaricata, 1281 nucleotides long. RefSeq lists its product as uncharacterized. The coding region runs from base 268 to 1011 and encodes 247 amino acids. The transcript has 4 exons. The record is from RefSeq and is a predicted model, not a curated record. Lineage: Eukaryota; Fungi; Mortierellomycota; Mortierellomycetes; Mortierellales; Mortierellaceae.
UCUGCAGCCGCAGCCUUCCCUUCUUUCGUUCCUUCGUUCCUUCGUUCCUUUCCUUCUCCUCCUGUCAGGGAACAAACCUAUCUAUCCCUCCUCACCAAAAACACGAGCACCUGCAACAGAUUGAAUCUCUAAUUCACCAACCCCAUCCCCUUCAUCCCAAACCAACAACCAGCGCUCAACCUCACACUCCAAUAUCUCUCACCAAUUGAACCUUCAACGCAGGAACCUCGACCCCUAAACGACAGCUCGAACGCAACGACUGGCGCCAUGUCAACGGCAACCUCUGUCCGUGCGACCGCCCUCCCCAGUCCCUCUAUCCCCAGCCCGAGCUCAAUUGCUACGUCGUCCAAUGCCAGUACCCUCAACACCCCAAAUUCAACACAGACCUCCUAUGAAGACAUUGACCAGAAAAUCGCCGACUUGAGGCGGCACUGGACAGUCGGAGGUGGGCACCCGGGACCCGAUUUGAUGUACAAUUGCGUUGAAUACGCAACCUUUAAUCCACGGGCCUGGGGAUUCAAAGAUCGAUCGUCUCAGGAGAGGAGUCCUUCCUUCGGAGGGUCUCUUAAGAACGAAUGGCUUGUGCCGCCGACACCUCCGGUUCUCUCUGGCUGGGCUGCAGGGAUGCAGUUUGGACACAUGCCUGGUCAAAAGACAGAUAGUAGAUACUUGAGCAACAAUAACUGCAACAACAACAAUAACAACAGCAACAACAACAACACCAACAACAACAACAACAACAACAAUAACAGCAGUAACAACAAUAGCGCAUCCAACGGUCGAGGUUCACACAGCAAUCCAGCAUCACACAACUCCCUCGACCCAUUCAGCCAUGUAAGUGCACUCCAUGAUCGCAGGUCCUUCCUGCCUUCGGCUCGUCCUACGCUGCCAUUGGCACUGACGUGUCUCCUGCUGUCCGCCAUUUUCAUGACAUCCCAAAGGUUCCUCCAACGCCUCCACUGGAAGAGAUUCGCAAGAGCAUCGAGUUGCUGGAGGGCCUUCCUAUCAUAAUGAGUCCCACCAUUCCUCCUUGGCCAGCCCCAGUGAGGAGUGUUACCGGAGGCAAGCAGCCAGGCAAAGUGCCGAAGGCGCCAUUGGGAUUGGGCGCCACCAGCGACGAGAGCUCUGACUCGGGAAGUGAUUCCGGUCGGUCCUCAUCAGAUGCAGGAUCAGAGAAUGUCGCCAACAGCGACAUCGACACACAAACGCAGGCCAGGAAACGUAUCGGGUACGGCUUCAUGAUUGUCAUCACAUCAUCCACUAUCCGAUCACACUUCUUCG